GAUGGUUCAAACAAAAGGGUUAAAGAUACUACUUCAACAUAAAUUUUGGCUGUGUGAACAUAUUUUCUUCUGAACUAGCACGUCGCAACUAUGGCCAUAAAGACAUUUACCGUACUCGAAAACAACCCAGAGGUGAUGAACCAGCUUGCAUACAAACUCGGCCUCUCACAAGACCUUGCAUUUUAUGACGUAUACUCGCUCACCAACCCCGACCUCCUCGCGAUAAUCCCACGCCCAGUUUUCGCAUUGCUGGUCAUCAUUCCCUUGUCUGAUGCCUGGCAUAAAGAUCGUGAAGAGGAAGACGGCCCCAAGCAGAUUUACCAAGGAGUUGGUCCCGAUGAGCCCGUUGUUUGGUUCAAGCAGACAAUAAACCACGCAUGUGGUUCCAUCGGACUGCUUCACUCGGUUCUCAACAGCCAGGCCGCAGAUUAUAUCAAACCAGGGAGCGAUUUUGACAAGAUACUCCUGGAUGCUAUCCCGUUGCGCUGGGCUGAGAGGGCGAAUAUGCUAUCGGAAUCGGAGCCAUUUGAGGUAGCACACGAGGCCGUUGCACAGCUUGGUGACACACAUCCUCCCACCGCCGAGGCAGCGGAUAAGUUGGGCCAGCACUUUGUCAGUUUCGUGAAGGCAAAAGAUGGACAUCUGUGGGAGCUGGAAGGGUCGAGGAAAGGCCCUUUGGACAGGGGAGCGUUGGCGGAAGAUGAAGAUGCUUUGAGUCCGAGAGCCCUGGAGUUGGGGCUGGGAAGGUUGAUUGAUAUGGAGCGGAACUCAGGGGGGGAUCUGAGGUUCUCCUGCAUUGCUCUGGCUCCGAGGCAAGAAUGAAAUUGGGUUGCCCGUUGUUACUCAUAUUCAAUACUCAAAAGAAAUGAUAGAGCACAGUGAGUGUUUUAGAGCUAGCCCUGUAACUAUGGAGUCGCUCCAGUUGCAGGAUCGGUCAUUCACACAAUGCCAUGCACUUGAUUUAUUCCGCCAGGGAAAAGUUGACCACAUUAAUUAUGUGCAGGCCCGCCACCCAUCUACACUUUUAUCUAGUAGCAC
Pseudogymnoascus verrucosus is the source of this 1038-nucleotide messenger RNA. RefSeq lists its product as uncharacterized. The coding region runs from base 91 to 822 and encodes 243 amino acids. Gene Ontology annotation, cellular component: cytoplasm. The record is from RefSeq and is a predicted model, not a curated record. The transcript is spliced from 3 exons. Gene Ontology annotation, biological process: protein deubiquitination; ubiquitin-dependent protein catabolic process. NCBI's taxonomy places the organism in Eukaryota, Fungi, Ascomycota, Leotiomycetes, Thelebolales, Thelebolaceae. Gene Ontology annotation, molecular function: cysteine-type deubiquitinase activity.